UUUGAUCUAGGCAUUUGGUGGAAAGCUGGAAAUCAUAAUGGCGAAACGAGUGCUUUCCAGCACGCUCAAGAACUUGAAGUUCAUGCAAAGAGCAGCUCUAAGAGAGGAGAAAUCCAAGAAAGAGGAGGAUGAAGUAAAAUCUGAUGUCAAUAUUUUUGGAACUAAUUCUUCUUGUAUUGUCAUAAUGGAAGGUGAUCCCCAUCCAGGAGCAAUUAAAGGUUGGAUGUCAUUUCAAAGUUUUAAUAGACGAAUUAAUAGACUCAAUGAAGAAGACGCAAGGCUCCAUCGGCCAGCAGCUGAAACUCCUAGUUCUAGGAAUCAAACUGGAAAUAUAAAAAAUGGCGACGUCAAAAGCAAACAGUCUGAAGUAACGUCUGAAGCACAAAAUCCAACUAAAUUGCCCAAGAAUGAUAAUGGCGGUAACCAAUCAUUGCCAAGAAACAGUUUGGGGUAUUUCAAAAAACCAAAGGGAGAUAAGUUAGACUGGAAUAUUCUUAGACCACCCAAAUACAAAAGGCAUAAUUGGAUGAGGAUACUGAUGGUUAGGUUAGUGUGA
Molecule: messenger RNA, 556 nt
Organism: Neltuma alba
Lineage: Eukaryota; Viridiplantae; Streptophyta; Magnoliopsida; Fabales; Fabaceae
Exons: 5
Coding region: 38-556 (172 amino acids)
Biological process (GO): maturation of 5.8S rRNA
Source: RefSeq, a predicted model, not a curated record